AUGAAGAGAAAAGAAAGGACAAAAGUCAAGUACAGUAAACUAGUCAGCAUUUCAAAUGACAGAGAAGAUGAGUAUCAUGACGACCAGUUCACAGAAAACAGUCCAGUUAAGAUACCUGUUCGUUCCAUAGUCUUGGCCACGUUCCUCUUUCUUGUUGGUAGUGUGUUACUUAUAUUGGCUGGUCUAUUGAUUGGUGGAGUGUUUGGUGAUACACCUGAUGCUAGUUCAGCCCCUCUACUACUAAUAGGCUCCAUUACGUUCAUUCCUGGUUUUUAUCAUGUCCGGCUAGCGUAUUAUGCAUGGAAAGGCUACCAUGGUUACUCAUUCAGUGACAUACCUAGUUACGAUGACUGA
This is a messenger RNA of Amphimedon queenslandica, 354 nucleotides long. RefSeq names its product transmembrane protein 230-like. The transcript has a single exon. The record is from RefSeq and is a predicted model, not a curated record. NCBI's taxonomy places the organism in Eukaryota, Metazoa, Porifera, Demospongiae, Haplosclerida, Niphatidae. Gene Ontology annotation, cellular component: endomembrane system. The coding region runs from base 1 to 354 and encodes 117 amino acids.